GCGCUGCUUAGUAAAAAGUGAGUGUGCGAGUUCUAAAGCUACUUAAGUCGAUAUCCGUUUUUACUUAAUCUACCGCUAUUGCCAUAAAACUAAGCAGUAUUGACAGCGCAGUGCAUUGCCUUUUUAAUUUCAUUGUGUUAUUUUUAGCAGUUGUUAAAUUUUCGAUAUUUUGAUUCGAUGCACGCAAAUAAAAAACGAAUGGCUUUCUAAAAAUACCCACCGUCUACAUCUGCUAUUAUUUAGACUCAAGCUCAGUACGUUAAACAUUCUCGAAAAAUUGUACAAUAUACUGAUAAUACACCAGAUAACGAAUUUUUAUACUUUAACCUUUUUUGCAAACCUACAUCUAUUUUAAAUCGCGGUAUUUCUUAACGUGUUUUGAUAAGUGCGCGUGUUCGGCUUAAAAUAGUGUCAAAAUGAAAAAUAAAAGUAACAAGUUGGAUUCCAAGCUACAAACUAAACAGUUAAUCAUGUCGGAGCAAAGCAAAACCGAAAAACCAAUCGACAAGAAAAAGCUGGAGAAACAGGAAAAGGAACGGCUCAAAGCUUUAAAAAAAGGGAAAACUCUCUGCCAGGUGUGCAACAAAAAAUGUUCGGGCGAGGUGCUGCGCGUCCAGGACAAAUACUUCCACACGCACUGCUUUAAGUGCAAGGUGUGCGCGCAGUCGCUGGCGCAGGGCGGCUUCUUCAGCAAAGACGGCGCCUACUACUGCACCUCCGAUUACCAGAAGAACUUCGGGACGAAGUGCGCCGCCUGCCAGGACUACGUCGAGGGCGAGGUGGCCACCGUUUUGGGCAAAACCUAUCACCAAAAGUGCUUCACUUGCAACAGGUGCCGGCAGCCUUUUCCGUCCGGGGAGAAGGCCACCUACACUGCCAACAAGGAGGUGCUAUGCGCGAAGUGCGUCAGGCUGCCGGUAAGGGAUGCCACGCCGAAACAACAGAGUCCUACCACCAAUAGUGCUGGAGGAAAUGAAUGUGCUGGAUGCAGGGAGGAACUGAAGGAGGGCCAGGCGUUGGUAGCAUUGGAUCAACAAUGGCACAUUUGGUGUUUCAAGUGCGGUUCGUGCGGUACGGUUUUACAUGGGGAGUACAUGGGCCGCGACGGCAUGCCCUAUUGCGAACGGGACUACCAAAAACAGUUCGGUGUUAAGUGCGCCUAUUGCAAUCGGUUUAUUAGUGGAAAAGUGCUUCAGGCUGGCGACAAUCACCAUUUUCACCCGACUUGCGCCCGGUGCACCAAGUGCGGCGACCCUUUCGGCGACGGCGAAGAGAUGUACCUGCAAGGUGGCGCCAUCUGGCAUCCGCGCUGCGGACCAGGACCCACCGAGAACGGGCAAAUUUUGAACGGAACCGGGCAAGAAAACGGAAACUGCACCGAUACGGAUCUUUCCUUUUCAAUACGUUCUCGCACACCUAGUUUGAACGGUUCAUUGUAUAGUCCGACAAGCAUGUCUAGAAAGCAUUUUAGUUACCGCACACCCGUCCCCGGGAUUAAUUUUAAGGGAACCAAAGUCAGGUUUAAACGACGAUAUUUCCAGAAUAUACACUUUUAGUUACCUAACCGACGAGCCCACUUUGGGCUACCUAAAGCGUCCCAUAGACCCGUACGAUAAGACGCCCAUGUCGCCGCAUUUCCACAGACCAACGUCACAAAACUCGUUCAGAGGAAGUCAAGGGGCAGGUUCGGGGAAGAGAUUCGGUUCGAGAUCGGCCAUGAAAAUCCUGGUCGAUUCGAUAAGAAGCGAGACCCCGAGGCCCAAAUCGCCGCAUAUGAAUAACGAAGAACCGAUAGAACUGGCGCAUUUUCCUGGGGCGAAACCGCCUCUGGCCGGGGAAGCCCCCAAAAUCGAGCGCGACGAUUUUCCGGCCCCGCCUUAUCCUUACACAGACCCAGAAAGGAGAAAACGAUGGUCAGACUCUUACAAAGGUGUGCCGAGCGACUCUGAUGAAGAAGAAACGGUGGACGGGUUGACAGCUAAGGAAAUUGAAGAUAAGAAAUUAAAGAAAGAAGAAGAAGAAUUAAGCAAAAUUGCCAGUGGAAUUGGAAAAGUUUUCCUGAAAAAUGUACAAGAACGAGAAAAGGUUAAAAAACUUAGAGCUGCCCAUAUAGACCCUAGAAAUGCAUCAAGGACCCCCUUCGGCAAAGCAAGAGCCAUCUUAUAGGUUUACGCUACGACAAUCCUAUCGGCGCCUCCCCUUCGCGAAACCUCGACCAUCCUCGGCCAUACGACGAAGACGACUUCGAUCGCUCGAUGAGCUGCAGAUCGUCGAUGGGUCGUUCCAUGGGUCAGAUUACCAACUACAAUGUUGUAAGCGCCCUUCGUCACGUUCCUAAGCCGGGUUAUGGUCUGGCGCCUCGAUCGCAUACAUUCAGCUCAUCUGCCGGUAGUUACCCCCAAAUCCCUGGCGAUUAUUCGUUUAGCGGUAUGGGCGCCAAAACCCAUAGCACAGACUUCAGCUGCGGAAAAUCCGACAUUUCCACUGGAUCCAUCACCGAUGUUGAAAGGCGCGGUCUGAUAACGGAAAUGCCCGUGUCGACAACGUACGCAGGUCACUUGGGGCGGUAUCCGAUGAGCGUGGGGGGGAGCGGCGUAGGCGGCGGGUACUCGUCACAAGUGCGACGCUCCCUGCCCAACAUGGCGCACUCGAUGCUGAUCAACGAGCCCGCCAAAAUUUAUCCGUACCA
Brassicogethes aeneus is the source of this 2689-nucleotide messenger RNA. Lineage: Eukaryota; Metazoa; Arthropoda; Insecta; Coleoptera; Nitidulidae. The record is from the annotation of a GenBank genome assembly.